AGGCGCGAGGCGGGCGGCACACUCGGGCAGUAGCGGGGCGACGGUCGCGGUCGAGGCUGAUCGGCGCCGGCGUGUGGCGCUUGGUUGGGACGGGACGGGACGGGACGGGACGGCGGCACGCCAUGGGGGCGAAGCUGCGACUGCUGUGUGCCGCUGCGGCGCUGCUGAGCGUGGCCGUGCAGGGACAGCCCGGAGCGCGGGGUGCGCUGCUGCCUGCGGGCGAGGGGGACGGGUACGGGGUGAAGCUGUGCGGCCGGGAGUUCAUCCGUGCCGUCAUCUUCACCUGCGGCGGGUCCCGUUGGAAGCGCCUCUCCCUGCUGGCGAUGGAGCCGGCGCCCGCGGUCGAUACCUCUCAAGCAGCAAGUAACAAACUGCUGGGACACUUCAAGCUGCAGUCAGGUCUGGGUCCUGAGCUGGAGCAGAUGCAGAGAAGCAGCCCGUUUCUUGGAUGGGAGACAAUGAAGGACUUGUAUAGCUUAAAUGACUAUAAUGAGUACGAGCCUGUGACAGAUGACUUCAAAGAACUUCUUCGCCAGGUAGAGGAGGCUGCUCAGAGGGACAGGGGAGGAACAGGAAUUGCAACCCCCCUAGGACCCAGCAGUUAUCCUUGGGCCAGUUAUCCCAGAAGGAAAAGGGAGUCUCUGGGUUUGGCAGGCAUGUGUUGCAAGUGGGGCUGUACGAAAGCUGAAAUCAGUGCUAUAUGCAGAGUUUAAAAUCCUCUCUGCACUUGUGCAUGAAAUCUGUGUUAGUCACAGUGCUACUUGAUUGAAUACUGUACAGAGGAAGAAAACUCUGUGUAUUUUAUUUUGUCUGUAAGUGCCAGUCUAUUAAUAACACCAGUUUUCUUUUAAAUAAAUAAAUCAAUAAAAAUCCUCAAGUGUAACUGUAAUGACUUACUUAUAGCAUCAUUUCUUUAUCUCCUUUCCUAAGAUAUUAUUCCAGCACAUAGGCAUCUAUCAGUCAUCUUUAUUACUUUUUAAACCAUGUCAGUUUUAGUCAGAGAUGGCAGAGAAUGAGCAUUCACUAUGAACGUUACCCACCAGCCUGCAUACAUGAUCAGCAGGUCUUCUUACAUCCAGAGUGAAACAAAGAUGUAGUUCUUGUUUCACAUUUGUUAGCUUAAGUCUUGAAUGGAGCAGCCUAAAAUUUAACUUCUUGAUUAGACAUAACCUGGUGUUAAAACUAUAAAUAGCUAAAGAUGAAAGCAUGAAGCAUCAGUACUGAUCUGACAUAAACAGGCAUUGUCACAGGCGUGAGUCAAGAUGCAUCAUUGUGCAUCACCUGGAGAAAUGGUAAGAUCUGUGGUUUUAUCUGGUUUCCUAAUUGUCCUGUUGUAGUCUUCAAAGGCUGUAGCAGGCCAGCUGUGAUGCAGAUAUGAAAUAAGUUGAAUUAAGUUGAAAUUCAGUCUGUUUUACAGAAAGGAAAUAUGUGAAUCCGUGUAUACAUUUGAAUGCUCAAAGAUGUUGGCUUUGUUUUAAUGAAAAUUGAGUGCUUAAAGACCUCCUCUUGUUUUCUCUGUGGGUAGGUCAAAUUUUACUACUGUUUCUUUACACUGUAGCUUUUGGUGUCCAUUACAUGUCACUCAACUGCAGCAGGUCUACCCAUGUGGCAGGAUGCAGCCUGCUGCUGAUGCGCAGCUCACUGUCCAAACACAAAAACACUCAUGCUAUCUUUAAGACCAGAAGCAAACUUGACACAUAAAAUUAGAUAUCUGGCUAGUUACACAGAGGAAGCAAAGAUGUUUUGAAGCAGACUGCUCAAAAUAUAAAAAUAUUGAGUCAACGUAUUGAUCCAAAUGGCAAACACAAAGGCUUAGUACUGCUGUACAUGUAGAACAGCAUAAAUGUGCACACAGCAGUUCAAAGCAACACACUGUGUCUACCGUCAUAGUUGUUCAAAAAUACACACAUUUCUGCAAGAAAUUGGCCUUUUUUUUCCCCUCUAUUUCUCUCAGUGAUCAAUUAGCUAUUGAGAAAAGCAUUGUAUUAGCAACUCACUGCUUAGAGAAAUUGCAGUCCCAUUGAUGUGACCUUAACUCAAAUGAAGUGGUCAAUAUUUGUGUAAUCUAUUAACUUGUGAGCCAUCUUCUGAACAGUUGUUUUGAACUUCCGAGUAGAAAAAGAUACAUUACCACACUGCCGUAUCAGCACAGCUAUUUGUGUCUACAAGGGUUUAUCCUUCUGAGGUGGAGGUCUGGAUUUUUUUUUACUGUGGGUAAAAUCUGAUGCAGGUAUGACUAUGAAUUCUUUGAACAACUCUGCCCAAAGACAUGGAUAAUACCUAGGCCAGUCUGAAAGUAAUGUCCCCUAUUUAUUUUAAUGGAAACGACAACACAUGUGAAGACCACAACACCACUAUUUGAUAGGGCACAUUCUCAGCUACAAAAUACCAUUUUUUUAAAGAGGGUCUCCACCUUUAUCUGAUUUGCAUGGAUGAGCUGAUUAAGACACUCUCCAUUUCACGACACAAAAGCUUUGCAUGGCCAUCUCUUUUACGUUGCUGUCAUCACUACUGAAAUGCACCACCCACCACCUCACUGGGCUUACAUCCACUGUUUGGUCUCCAGAAAUGUUCAGCAAGUGAAGAUUUAUGUCGGUGCCAUUUUUUCUUCAUGGAGAAAUUCA
Molecule: messenger RNA, 2624 nt
Organism: Numida meleagris (helmeted guineafowl)
Lineage: Eukaryota; Metazoa; Chordata; Aves; Galliformes; Numididae
Product: relaxin-3-like
Exons: 2
Coding region: 123-713 (196 amino acids)
Cellular component (GO): extracellular region
Molecular function (GO): hormone activity
Source: RefSeq, a predicted model, not a curated record